GGUCGACAGGUGCCAGGGACCCAGACGUGGCACAGCAAAGUGAUCUAUCUAUAUAUAAGUGCGCUGAACACGACUGCCAGCGAACAGAUGCCAACCUGCAGCACUGUGCACAGUCAGCAGAUCACCGUAACACCAUGGCCACAGCUCACACAAGCAGAGGUUUUGUGGAAAGGAAGAAGGAGGGCACAGCAAAGCCAAAAGCAGAAGGAACUCUGUACAAUGGCAGAAGAGCAAACACUUGCCCACGGACUCCCCGCAGCAGCACUGCCAGAGGCACCUGUCUACAGCUUCCCCACAGAGUUCCAGCCACCCAGCACAGUGCCAGCCACAGCACAGAGGAGACAGCUGCACACUAUGGAGUGACACUGCUUCCAGCCAGAGAGCUCCCAGUCAGUAUUCCCUGCAGCACGGAUCUGUAUUUCCUCACCCUUGUGGGGCCAGGGUACCUGCAGCUGCUCCUCUUGUGUGACAUCAGAAUUGGGUUACCCAUGCCUGUAGCAUACACACUGCUCCAUCGGCUGGCACUUGUCUGCGCACUGAUAACUCUAGUCUGGAAUAUAAGGUUUGUACUGUUUAUUGGCUAUGAAGAAAGCAUGGAUCCCCUUCAUAAAGUGACCACCAUAUUGAUUUGGGAUUGGCCUUUCCACAAGCCAAUGAACGUUUCAGGAGACGUCUGCGCCGAGCUCUACAACAUCAAGAACUGUAGACUGACUGCCGAUCGGAACAUUUACAACCAUAGCGAUGUGGUGGUCUUUCACCACAAGGAACUUGGUAAGAAUGGCUGUGAGAUGCCCUCUCAAUCUAGACCUGCUAAACAGAUGUGGGUUUGGGCAAAUCUAGAGUCUCCUUCCAACACUAAUGGUCUAGAAAAAUUGAGCAACGUGUUCAACUGGACUUUGACCUAUCGAGAAGAUUCUGACAUCUUCGUACCUUAUGGGCAAUUGGUUCCUAAGCCAGUAACAAAGUUUCAUAACUCCACCAAGACUGGUUUGGUGGCCUGGGUUGUUAGUAACUACCAUCGUUCCCAAGAAAGAGCGUUGUUCUUCAAAGAGUUUUCUUCCUACCUCAAGGUGGAUGUUUAUGGAAAAGCUAGCAAUAGAACGUUAUGUUCGACGUGUUUAAUCCCCACUCUGUCCCGUUACUUUUUCUACCUGGCUUUGGAGAACUCUGUCCACCAAGACUACAUCACAGAGAAGUUGUGGCAAAACUCCUUUCUUGCCGGUACAGUUCCCGUGGUGCUAGGUCCACCCCGGGAAAACUAUGAGAAGUUCAUACCAGCUGACUCGUUUAUCCAUGUGUCCGAUUUUCUAUCGCCCAAACACCUGGCAGACUUUCUAGUGUCAAUGACGCCACAACGCUACCAAGAGUUCUUCCGCUGGCGGGAAACCUAUGGGGUGAAAGUAUACAUGGACUGGAGGCAGAGGUUUUGCACAAUUGGUUCAAAAUACCCUGGCCUGCCCAAGACCAAAACGUACAGCAAUUUAGAAGGCUGGUUUAAUGGUGCAAAACAUGAAACCUAGUUUUAUUGUUGGCUUCUAAAGAGUGUAUUAGAAUCUUAUCAAUUAACGCUGUGUAAGGAGUUUUGUUUUAUGCGUUAUCAUAAAGGGGAAGUGAGGCUGCAAUGAUAUAAUCUACUGCGAAACGCGUCGAUGCGCCUCUAUCCUAGACACUUCAUCUAUGAAGUGGUCUGGAUUCAGGAGGAUAGGAUUCUCUCAGCUGUCUCCUUAUAUGACUAGCAGAAAUAAAUGAUCACUGUGAAAAUGAUCCUUGCUAUAUGUACAUUUUGAGUGAUAGGCGUUUAUUAUACUGAAGAAUAAACACUCUGUUAUAGGUGCUCAUAUUAA
This is a messenger RNA of Pseudophryne corroboree (corroboree frog), 1844 nucleotides long. RefSeq names its product fucosyltransferase 7 (gene FUT7). Gene Ontology annotation, cellular component: membrane. The transcript has 2 exons. The record is from RefSeq and is a predicted model, not a curated record. Gene Ontology annotation, molecular function: alpha-(1->3)-fucosyltransferase activity. NCBI's taxonomy places the organism in Eukaryota, Metazoa, Chordata, Amphibia, Anura, Myobatrachidae. Bases 135 to 1520 code for a protein of 461 amino acids.